AGACAAGCCGGCGGCUAUUCAGUAAGCGCAGCAGCAGCGAACGAAAGAAACUUUACGGGAGAAACGGUGACGGUACCGAGAGGCGGACGGCUGUACUGUGUGUUAUUUGCUGGACUAUACUGGAACACAGCGGCGGGACACUGAAGACGCUCAGCUCGCUGUUUUUUUUAAAGCUACAAAUCCCCGUUAAGCUAACGUUUAGGGCGACAUUCCCGCUUGUUUUUGUGAACUACCUGGAAGAACAGCCAUGCUCACCCUGUGCCUCGUGUUGAUGUUAUCCACUGCCUCCGUCUUCUCAGAGUCGCAGGUGAGGGAGACGGAGACAUGGAUGCCCAUGAAGAGCUCGCAGACGGCCGGCGUGUCGACACGUGGCGGCGAUCUGGAGGCGUCUGGAGAUGCCCCGAUUGGCUCAGACUUCGGCUUCACAGACGACGACGCUGACAAUUACACGUACGACGAUGAAGACUACAACGACUUCUCUGGAUCUGGUGACGCAGACACGCCCAUGUCACCUGACGAGACGACAACAGUGAAGCUCGACAUUAUUGACAAUAAGAUCCCCGAGCCAGAGCGCCCGGUGCGACCAACCGUCAACGAGAGAGAUAUCGUUGAGAAGAACGAGAUCCCUGUGCUGGGCAACGACGAUCGCAGUGAAGACAACCUGUCCAAUGUCCUCAUGUCCCACACCGGCAACGAGAGCAUCACGAGCAAGACGGAGUUCCUUGCAGCUCUGACCGCGACCCUCGCCGUCAGCCUGGUGCUCGCCGUCCUCCUCAUCCUCUUCCUCAUCUAUCGCAUGAAGAAAAAGGACGAGGGCAGCUACGAUCUGUCGAAGAAGCCCAUCUACAAGAAGGCCCCCACCACAGAGAUCUACGCAUAGACCCCGACCUCCUCCUGCUCCUCCUCCUUUCACAACCACACACAAUCACACACCUCACUCCCUUAAAAACCCAAUCAGGGCCGGCGUCUGGCCUUGCCAUGCCUCAUCAUCAUCAUCAUACCUCCUCCUCACUUUCCUCCAGCGGAGCGAUGCUGGGUAAAUCAGAAGAGAAGCCCCGACAACACAAUCGACAGACUGGCUCCUCCCUGAUGUGCGCUUUAUUACCGACGCUCUCUGAACCAAUCAGAGGCUUCGCUUUCUCAGAAAAGGAAAAUGAGCGACAGGAGUGGACUGUCUCAGCUGCCAAGACCUCACUUCCUCUCAAACAGGACAAGACUCCUCCCUUCUUUCCUUUAAAAACACUAAAACGGUACUUUUAUCGGUCCAGUUAUUUAUUCUCUCCUCUGAACCUGCAACUUCUAAAGACUAACGAGGUUUUCAUGAGAUUUUUUUUUUUUAAUGCCAUAAUGAGAAAAACAAAGUUGGUUUUAAUCUGAAAGUUGUGCAGCGGUUUCAUGCUCCGUUAGAAGUGACCCUGUAUAGAAGUGUUGUUUCUGCACUGUAAAACGAUCACUUCCUGUUCUGUAAACCUUCAGAUGCAGCAGAGUUCAUUAAAAUGACCUUAAAAGGCUUUUUAUUUCCCUUCAAAGCUCCUGGUAUGUUUGGUUUCUCCUCAGCACAUAGCACCAGACGAGUCGUACCAAUCCCUGAAAGGAAUUUGCAAACGUUGGAGGACCCCGGGUUAUUCACCAGCACGUCAUAGCGGCGAGGUGUUGCUGCACUCCUCAGCAUCGCGCCAGGCGUCGACACUUUCGGAUGUAGACUCGCUCACUUUCCUGCAGAGAGUUCGAGGAUACAAAGCUAUAUCCGAAUAGCUGGUUAGCUUAGCUUACAAAGUGAAAAGCAUUAGCCAAAGCUAAUACAGCUAAAGGCUAUUAUGUGUGAAGUAGCUGUAAACUCAUCAAAUUAAUGUUCUCGACAUAUAAUGUGCAGAUUUGGGUUUAACCACCUUUUUAAGCAUAAAGUCAGUCUGAUGGCAGCAUUUAAAGUCGGGUUUCCUCAGCUAAUGCUAUGCUACAGUAGCGUAGCAACGCUAAUGUAACAUUUGGGGCUUUUUUUUCCCCAGUUUUUCAUAAAUUAAGAUGAAAGAAAUGAAGCGUAAAUGUGGUCUUCGGUAAUUCCGUUAGCUGCUUUUUUUUUUUUCUUUUUUUUUUAAAUUAAUCUAGCUAGCUGAUUUAUUUGUGCUAAGCUAACUCUAAUGUAAUUUUGACCAAACGUGAGUGGCUUAUAUCUUUUCUAAAACUUGCCAAAUUAAAAUUGUAAUUCCUUCAGUUCUUUCAGCACUGAGGUGCUAAUCCGUGUAAAAGUUGAGCUCUGUGAUUGCAGAAACAGUACUUUUUUCUUUCUUUGAUAUAUAUAUAUUUUUUCUCAAUCAUGGGGUUGAUGCUUCUCUCGAUAAGCUACACGACUGUUUGCUGUUUAGUUUUUAUAUUUUCAGUCACAGUUCUCGGAGCAAUCGCCGACGCCGUCGUAAGCCGGUCCAAUGCAUCCAGACUGCUCUACCAAGGAUUUGUACAUAGUCAUUAAAUAUCAAUUUUUAAAAAAAGCUUAAAUAUAUUAACUUGGUACUCAGCCGUGUUCUGGCAACAGAAAUAUCUACCAAAUAUUUAAAUGCCAAAUUGUUUUGUUUUUGCUCUUUGGUGUCCUGCAGUAACCUUCAUGUGAUUUACUGUAAAUGUAAGUUUUGAUACUACCGAUGCUAAUACUAACGCCUCUAAUGUCCUCCAGUGUUUUAUUUUCCCUCCUGUAGAUCAACUAGUUCCCCUCCGUUAUUAUUUUUAAUUAAUUUAACUGUCAAAUUAUUUUAUUGCCUUCCUUCAGGUUCGGGUGUUCACCCUUAAGCUGUUGUAUAUGUGAUUUUUAAAAGUUUUAUAUACACUAGUUUCAGAUUUCCAGCAAAUAGUUUUGAAACUUAUUUGGUAAGAGUGUCUAUUAUCUUUUAGACUUUUUGCUUUUGUAUUUAUGGUUUUGUUUUUUGUAGAAGGAUUGAUUAUGUGGUUGCUGUACGUCUCUUCGUUCGAGGGAUGUUGUGUCGAUGAGCCACGUUGCCGUCAGCAGACCUCGGGUCGAUUCUUGGCGACUCACUUUUGUAAAUCUGAACACGACCGGCGACGCGAGCAGCCGCACAGUUACGAAAACACUCGAGGCCUGAUAACUGACACAAUGCUGCUGCCCGUGUCCUCUGGUGUGCCGGGAGGAACGAGCUGACCUCUGACUCGGGCAGAGGAGUAAAUCUGAUCAGAUUACACGAGUUUAAAAAAGAAUAUUUCAAAAAGCAGUCUGUCGUCGGCCCCAGGUCUGAGUCGGUAAACAUGGGAGGGUAUGUUCUGCUGCUUAAUGUCACAAAUACCACACGUGAAUCAUUGGAGUGGAGCCAAUGAAUCAUUGGUUUCUCAAUGCUGGUUCCGAUUUAUUGAAAAUAAAGUUAUUUUUAUGCACAUUAA
Maylandia zebra (zebra mbuna) is the source of this 3384-nucleotide messenger RNA. It is a transcript of the gene sdc4, whose product is annotated as syndecan 4. Gene Ontology annotation, cellular component: cell surface; membrane. Gene Ontology annotation, biological process: cell migration. NCBI's taxonomy places the organism in Eukaryota, Metazoa, Chordata, Actinopteri, Cichliformes, Cichlidae. The record is from RefSeq and is a predicted model, not a curated record.